AUGGCAGUUCAGGACUCCCUCUCGCUCUCUCCUGGUGACAGCUACCUUGCAGAACUGUUGCGCGUCGAUGGGCGUACAUGCGUCAACCUUCCCGAACUUUUCCAACACCUCUCAACAUUUCCCAAAGAAGUAAAAGGGGAAGUUUUUCAAGAAAAGGUGGACUUACUCGCUAUUGCACACGGAAAAAUGGAUGAAGUUUCGGAAUCUUUUGUUCAGUUCAAAGAGAGGAAUCCUGAUAUGGCUCCAUACAUUGUUGAGGAUUCAGAAUCGUGGAUCAAAGUCAAGAAUGCGGCAGUGCGUGCCACCGCGGCGCGUAGUCAGGCACUGGAGGCGCAGAGAUUUGUAUUUGCAACAUGGGGAGAAGCGGCGGUCCGUCGAGAUUUCGCACAUCUGCUGACGGCAGGGGAUACUACAUGGUCGCGUCUUCGCAAACUUUGUCGCAAACAGCCGGAUUACAACACUGCCAUCGGCUUGAUACGCAGAGCAAUCUUCUGGCGAUUGUCAAAUCCAUCUCCUGGUCGAUCCCGCGACAUGCUGCCGAUGAGCAAGGACUUUGAACGUGUGACGAGCGGACAAGCUAAUACCAUUAUCACGCGGAAUGAACUGCUGAGUGGUGGAUACAAUGUUGCUGCCAAUGGAUGGCUUGUGCCUGUGGGUGCCAUCACGGAUAUUCAAGAGCAGGCUGAGACACAAUCACGAGGCACGAGGGAUGGUGAAGAGGAAGCAGAUGAGCCGCCAUUCAAUCGCACCCCGGGGGUGCGAUUAACCAGGUCACGUGCAGCGCUUCUGGCGUUGUCAGAGAGCAACGAAUCAGCCACAACGAGCAAGUCGCAUCAUUCUGUAAAUCUCUCCGGCAUCGAGAACGAAGAUGAAACGUCCACAGAUAACACUGCAGUUGCCAGGAAGAAGAGGAAGUUGAGACAUGUGGAUGACGGUGAAUUUGUUCCUGAAGAAACCACGGAUAGACAUGUGUGUGGGUGUGAUGCGGACAUUUCAAAAGGCCUCUUGAGCAGGCUGAGGAGUAGGAAAACCUACGAUGCAUUCGAGCAGACGAACCUCAUGAAAGCGUGGCAUAGGGCAAAAGACAAGACAUUCUGCUAUGGGCAUCUGCGCAAUCUUGCAGCAAUUGUCGGCUUCCGAGUAAAGUCGCUGAACUUUGAUUUAUUGCAUACUCGGCUGGGACAAUACUAUGAACACAUGGUUACUGGAACUCUUGGUGCGUGGAAAACCCACAGGGACACAUACGCAUUCUUCAGGAUGGAAGCUCGCCCUCCUCGCCCUUCUGACAAGCUUGGACCUUACAAGUUUGCACCGCGAGCAUUGCCUCCUUUAUCCAUCACCGCGAAGAACCAGCAGGAACUUUGCGCGUAUUUGGGAAUCGACAAAGCGGAAUGGGACACGAAUGGCUCGGUUGUUGUUGAUUGCUUUGGUUGGUGGAGAACAAUGCAGUACAGUGGUUGCGGAUCUCCUGCCUGCCGUACUGUCAUGGAAGUGAUCAACCAUGAGUUCGACAUGUAUAAAUUUCACUUGCGUGAGAUUAAUGGGCGGCCUAACUAUGGAUGGUUACGGAACAUGUUUUUCAGCCUUGGCCAGCAAGCCAUGCGUCAAGAUCCGGUCUACUAUAUGAUGUAUGUUGCACUUCGAGCUGAUCGCAACGUCAACUUGGUCUCAUACCCAUACUACGCGAAGUAUCAGAAGCCUGGGGACAAAACUGCAUUCAAGCAUAUUGACAUCAACAUGAAGAAUCUUGCUAAGUCAGAGAGAGGAGCAUACCAGAUUCAAGGCGCUGUGUCGCUUGAUGACGAGGAGUCAGAUGACUGUACGAUCAUCCUUCCUAAGAUGCAUCGACGAUUUCAGGAGUGGGAAGCUCUUCUGGCCGAACGUGGCUUGAGUACUGACACCUUUGUGCAUCGCAUUGAGAAAGAGCAUUUUACUAAGGACGACGUCAUCAAGUUUAACACUAACUGGACAGCACAGCCUUGCAAGUCAACACAGGUACGAAUCACGCAACCACAUCUUCCGCAUGGUGCAAAAGGUCCUGCCGUACGUGUUCGACGUACGAUGUUGCCUUGGUUUGUUGCGUUGCAAGGAGACCUGGAGAUAUUGGAGGUCACAGAGAGCGGAACGUUCACGGAUCUGUCGAUCGCACACCGAGACCAUGUUGCAGCAAAGAAUUCGCCUUCCGGACUUGCCAAUCGAUACGGUGUCAUCCCAACCGCCUUUCCCGCCUCGGUCAUGCUGAAUGGGCUUGGUCCUCUUUCCGACUCAAUCGUGUGUCAGCUACGUCAUGACAAGCCUACAGUCAUUCAAGACAAGCGCCUUCUUCUUUUGGGCACAGUUGAGGAACGAUGGGCCUAUAUCUGUGCAUGGCGGCAAAACUGCGUCAACAGAGUGUGUGAACUGUUCGAUCAGGUGGUAAAUGAGGAGAAGGCACAUUUUGGUAUGCGGUCAUACUUCUACCUCAAAGAUAUAGGCCGCGAACAUGAGCCCUUUAGUCCUGAUGAGGAUCCUGCUGAGGAGAGCCCCAAGACGGUGGGUGUCAUACAUGGUUUUGAGGGUGCCGAAGCAAGCGAGGAAAGCUCCGAGUCUGAGUAG
This is a messenger RNA of Rhinocladiella mackenziei CBS 650.93, 2595 nucleotides long. RefSeq lists its product as uncharacterized. The transcript has a single exon. The record is from RefSeq and is a predicted model, not a curated record. The coding region runs from base 1 to 2595 and encodes 864 amino acids. NCBI's taxonomy places the organism in Eukaryota, Fungi, Ascomycota, Eurotiomycetes, Chaetothyriales, Herpotrichiellaceae.